AUGCUACUGUCUCUGCCGACGUCCCUCCUCGCUCUCCUCUUCGCUUCGCCUGUGCUGUCGGGCCCGACUACACCGAAUGACCUCUUUCAUGACAUAGCGGUGCUUGCGCGCAAGCAGCCAGAAGAGCCGGUGUGCUGCUUGCGGCCCCUCUCUCCUCUGGAAUCUCCCUCGGAAGAUGACCUUCUACUGUCGUUUGAGGAGUGGAAGGCUAAGCGGUUGUCAGACGCAACGGAGCGGGAGCCUACCUCUGCACAAUCAGCACCACAGAGACCCGCUGAGAAUGCCUCCCAGGCGGUCGUCCCGGACGCUACUCCGCAACAUACCGACGCUCAAGGCUCCAUACCCUCCGAUGUCCAGGAGAGCGGAACAGCACAGGAGGUCGUGCCGUCACACCUGCAGAUUCCAAUUCACGACCGCUUCAAUUAUGCCUCCCUCGACUGCUCAGCACGCGUGCACGCAGCACACAAGACCUCGAAGUCUCCCUCAUCUAUCCUCUCGUCGAAGAAGGAUCGAUAUAUGCUCAGUCCUUGUGCGGAGCAGAAGCAGUUCGUGAUCGUAGAGCUCUGCGAGGACAUCCGGAUCGACACCGUGCAGCUCGCGAACUACGAGUUCUUCAGCGGGGUCUUCAAGGACUUCACUGUGAGCGUGUCGAAGAAGUACUACCCGAAUGACCCGGAGAGCUGGACUUUUGCGGGCACGUACCGAGCGAAGAAUGCGCGUGGGGUGCAGUCGUUCCACCCUCCGCCGACGCUACGCGGUUUCUACCGCUUCAUACGGAUCGACUUCCACUCCCACUAUGGCAACGAGUACUACUGCCCUCUGUCUCUGCUCCGUGUCUACGGUCUUACACAUUUGGAGGAAUGGCAAUGGGAAACGUGGGAUGCGGAGAGCCGUGCGAAACGGUCGAUAGAGGAGGCGAGCUCGCCUGUGGAGGUCCUCGCUGAACCGCCUAUGCCCCUACAUGCCCCCGUUCUGGAGCAGCAAGUCGAGGAGAAGAGCGGUUCUCCGUCAGUGGUGUCUGACGAUAUCCCUCCUUCACCGGGGUUCUCUACCGAGUCUGUGGCCACUGUCACCUCAGACUCCCUCCCUUCUGCCCAUGACGGCCCCUUACCUUCGUCGUAUACUUUGGAGACGAUCCCGAAGACGGCGGACCUACACGUCGGUGCCCAGCAUCAAGCACACACAGAGACGCUCUCGUCCACACCCAAAACCUCUGCCCCUGCGGACAGCAUGCCUAAUGACCCCUCACGACCCCCAACCGACUCUCUGUACAACACCAAGACCGCCACGAUUCACUCCUCCGCCAGUGUGUUCCUGUCGCAAUCUUCACUGGCUUCAUCAUCUUCCCACAUUCAAUCUCAGAACCUCUCCACCGCAUCUGACAAUCACUCAACUAUAUUUAUCGACACUCACUCGGAUUCUAGCUCUCACUCUGCAUCUUCUCAUUCCUCAUCGAAUCGCUCUUCCGCUGCGUCACCCCACGUCUCUUCUCUAUCAGUCGUCUCCUCUUCAUACUCUCCUCCCGCCCCGCCCGCCCCUCCUGCAUCGACCGGUGGAGAAUCCAUCUACCGCCUGAUCAUGAACCGUCUCACCGCCCUCGAAGCGAACACGACCCUCUACGCCCGAUACGUCGAAGAACAGACCGCAGGUAUGCGGGAAGUACUUCGACGGCUGAGCGAGGACAUCGGUCGCCUGGAGAGCAUUGGAAAGACACAAGCUCAGUUGUACCAGCGCUCUGUCGUCGAGCUGGAGAAGCAAACUCGGAGACUAGAAAGCGAGCACAAGCAGUUGGUCUCACAUGUUAACCAUCUCACCGACGAGGUCGUGUUGGAGAAACGCCUCGGCAUCGCACAAUUGUGCCUCCUCCUGACUGUACUUGUCUUUUUGGCACUCACGCGCGGCUCGAGGGGCGAGGUUGUGUACCCCAAGCGUGGCUCGACCAUGCGAGAGUGGGGUCGUCGAACGCUGAGUAUCAGCGGAGACUGGGUCAGCCGUCUACGAACUCGCAGUACGACUCCCCCGCGGCAGCCCGGACAGAAACCUGGAGAGAACGAAGUCGCUUUCCCCUCUCUAGACAUGCAGGCUGUCGAUCAACUAUCGCGCAGUAAUCGCCGAGCACCAUCGGUCUCCAACGGUACUCGCAGACAUGCCGCCCGGGCGCAUACACCCACCUCCCACCGCACCCCCACCUCCCGGCACGCCAUACAUCACCGAGCCGUGCCAUCCUCUCCCUCUUUCCACCUCCCUCGGCCCAGCAUUCAACGCUCGAGCUCAGGGAGCAUGACACUUGGUUUCGGCGGCAUAGGGCCUGUGCCUAAGUCGGCCAAGCGCUGGGCGCGUAGUGCGCACCUACACGAAGUGAAGGGCGCCACCACGUCCUCGCCAAGCGUGGAGGGUCUGCGUCGUCGGAAGUCUGGCGAGGCGACGCCUCUCGCGUCCAUGCCUGCAAGUGAUGCAGACACAGAGGACGUCUUCAACCCACCGUCACAAGCACAGGUCCUCACCAUUCCCUUCCUCGACGGCUCGAAUACUAUCAGUAAAGGCAAGGCGCGAGCUAUCGGGCUUCAACCGCUCCGACAACCCUCACCUCUACGGGCAUCCCCUGUUAUCGACCUCGCAUCACCCCCACCACCCGCACGCGGCCGCGGUUUAGGGAGACGCCCUAGUCAAGCGGAGUCCGAGGUGAGCGAGGGAGACGCCUGGGUGGAUACGGACAUGGACGGUUCGGAAUGCGAUCUGGCGAUGGGCUCGGACUCGCUCGGGCGCGAACGGACAUACACUGGGCCUUCGGCGAAUAGCUCGCUUUAACCGCGCGGGAUCUCCUACAGGUCGUUGAUUCGUGUACAUGUUCUUGUUUGUGGCCAAUUCUACUUCUG
Trametes versicolor FP-101664 SS1 is the source of this 2876-nucleotide messenger RNA. RefSeq lists its product as uncharacterized. Gene Ontology annotation, biological process: protein folding in endoplasmic reticulum. The coding region runs from base 1 to 2808 and encodes 935 amino acids. The record is from RefSeq and is a predicted model, not a curated record. Gene Ontology annotation, cellular component: cytoplasm; membrane. The transcript is spliced from 5 exons. NCBI's taxonomy places the organism in Eukaryota, Fungi, Basidiomycota, Agaricomycetes, Polyporales, Polyporaceae.